GUCCCGUUCAACAUCCUCGGCUGGGGGCCAGUUCGUAACUUUUAUAUCUUAUCUCUUCCGGUUUCAAUAUGGUGCGGACUAAGGCAGACAGGGCCCCAGGCACCUACCGAAAAGUGGUGGCUUCUCGAGCCCCCAGGAAGGUGCUUGGCUCCUCCACCUCUGCCACUAACUCCACGUCGCCGUCGUCACGGAAAGCUGAAAAUAAGUAUGCAGGAGGGAAUCCAGUUUGUGUUCGCCCAAUUCCCAAAUGGCAAAAAGGAAUAGGAGAAUUCUUCAGUCUGUCCUCUAAAGAUUCAGAAAAAGAGAAUCGGAUUCCUGAAGAAGCAGGAAGUAGUGGCUUAGGAAAAGCAAAGAGAAAAACACGCCCUUUGCAACCUGAUCACACAGAUGACGAAAAUGAAUAGAACUUAUUUCACCUUUGACUAAUGUCUCCUGUUUACUCUGGUAUUCUAGGAUGUAAAUUUGCUUAAAUAUAUUUGUUCCAAUUAGGUUUGUUGAAUAGGCAUUUGUCUGAAAGAUUAGGCUUAAAUUAAUUUAAAAGCAAGUAGUUAUGACAUUGGAGAGUUGGUAAGAAUAAUAUAUAGCUACUUAGCUUUGUAUUCAAUAUAAUGUAGUAUUUGGUUUCCUCCUUUUACCUGUUAUUAAGCUUCCUGUUCUUGCUAAAAACAAAAUCAUUGCAUGGUGUUCUUCUGAUUACAAAUCUGCUCUAUUUGAAAUUUGUUUAGAUCUUUGUACUGCUGCCAUUUUUAUUGGCAUUUGAUUAUUGGAAUAGUGCCAUAUUUUUGUUCCUUUCAUUUACUUAAAAAAGCAGAGUUAGAUUUUUGCACAUUAAAAAAAUUCAGUAUUAAUUAAACUGAACUAUAGCCAUUUUCAGAAAGGGGCCAAAGAUGCAAUGUUGAAAAAAAUUUGGAUGAGUAUCUUCUAUUUAGAAAAAUUUAAGGGUAUUUUGGUCCUGAGGGUUUAAAUGGUUGAUAAUCAAAGCUUCCAACAAAAAAACGGUAGAAAACUUGCACAGAAUUAGGAAGGAAGAUUCUAUAGACUACAUUAAGAGAGGAAUUUUCCUAGGAUAUGCAUUUGGUUUAACAGCAUAAAAUAUUACCCUUUUGGCCUGAAUUUUUUAAACUGGAAAUGAAUCAAUAAAACAUGAAAGACAAAUUAUGCCAUAAACCCAGAGGUAUGUCCAAAGUCCUCACAGGUACCAUUAUAUUUUUCAAGAUAAGCAGGGGUAUAAUUGAAGAGGUGGUUAUAAUAUUACUUGGUAACUAAUAUUCUUGAUUCUUCGUCAGACUUUUUUCUCACUAACAUCCUGUCGUAAAAAUUAACCAUGUUUUAAUGGGCAUUUUUUUCCUGAAAUCUGCUUGCAAUAAUACUUAUUUUCGUAACACACUAUCCAUUUGUAUGCUUCCUAUGAUUAUGUCCUCCUGUGUAUUUCUAUUUUAUUCCUUCCAAAUACAAAUCUGCAUUGGUCUGAUUUUAUCAAUUUCCAAACUGAGUUCUGAUGAUUGUAGAUUUUCUUUUUUGCUUUGUUUUUUAGAGAUGUAUACUAAACAGAAUGCUACCAAAUUGGGAGGAGAGAGUUUUUAUCCUAAGUAUUUCCUUGAUUCUUAGGCUUCUUAUUAAGGAGUAGCUCAAACCAAGUCUAUUAAAGUCAAGUUUUGAUGGGUCUAUCUGAAACUUAAUUUGCUGUUUUUCAGCUGUAGAGACAGAGACUUUAAGGUGGUGUGCCCAAUGAGGUCUAACUUUGAUAUAUAAUUGUUUUUAGAAAAUAAUUUAAAUAACUUAGUCACGUAUGCAAUAUCUGAUGGUGUGUCACUUUUACUAGGCAGGGGUCCUGUGUAAUGUGUUUCCUUUUCAAAGCUUUCUUAAAGUGUGGCAUGGCAACUUAGCUUCUUCUAAAUAUAAGGGAAGAACAGUAUAGACACCCUGGUUCCAUUGAAACUGGAUUAAAAAAUGGAAGUUUAUCCAUUUAAAAGACAAGCCAAGUUUGUAAUUUUGUAACCUUCAUAAAGUUGAUCUGGCUUCCCUCUCUGAAUAGAUUACUGAAAUUAUUAAUGCUAGUGUUAAAUUCCUAACCAAACAAUGAUUAAAACUACUUCUCCAGAAUUUCUGAAUGCUACAAUAUUGUAAGAAUCAUGUAUUUUAUGUUUAGGUAGUUUCACAAAAGAAGAGCAGAUGUAGAGAAAAAAGUGCUCAAAGAGUUAUUUAAAAGAUAAAUGCUCAGUUUUUUUUUUUUUUUUU
Trichechus manatus latirostris (Florida manatee) is the source of this 2238-nucleotide messenger RNA. RefSeq names its product PCNA clamp associated factor (gene PCLAF). Bases 69 to 404 code for a protein of 111 amino acids. Gene Ontology annotation, biological process: translesion synthesis; regulation of cell cycle. NCBI's taxonomy places the organism in Eukaryota, Metazoa, Chordata, Mammalia, Sirenia, Trichechidae. The record is from RefSeq and is a predicted model, not a curated record. Gene Ontology annotation, cellular component: nucleus. Gene Ontology annotation, molecular function: chromatin binding. The transcript has 4 exons.